Messenger RNA from Paramecium sonneborni, 1348 nucleotides. The record is from the annotation of a GenBank genome assembly. Lineage: Eukaryota; Ciliophora; Oligohymenophorea; Peniculida; Parameciidae.
AUGAAAAAUUUAAUCAUUUUUGCAGCCCUUAUAACAUUGUUCUAUAUUAUUGAUAAAUAAUUGAAUAUUGUAUUUAUCGAAGCUGAAACACUUGAAAGGAAUUGCCAAUAUAACUAAUAGUAAGAUAAUUAAAAUAUAGAAUAUUGUGUUUUUAUUUGGAAUUCUAAUGAAACAUUGGCUACAUUUUAUUUUUUAUAUUCAAUGCCUACAGAUAUCUAAUAAAACCUGAAGAUUUAUUAUUAGCAAUUUAAAACUUCGAGAUAAUUAAAUUAUACAAAUGCAUUUGAAGAUAAUCAAUAUUAGACAUUCCCAUUUCUUGAUUAAGAAAACAAAUAAAAAGAAGCAUAGAGUUCUUUUAAUUUAAAUCCUCUUGAUUUUACAUUAAAAUAGGGGAAUAUAAACAUGAAUGAAUACUAUCUUAUGACAAAUUAUAUAUCUGCAGUUUCUACUUAUGUGAUUUUCACAAAAGGUUUAAAUCUUGAGAUAACAGCAUAUUUUAAAAAUAAUCUAAAGUAUUUAGAAGAUGGAUUUGUAGCAUUUCUUUGCUUAAUGAUUAUGAUUCUUGCAAAUUAAUUAUAUAAAUAAGAAAAUGCUACACUCAUUCCUUUAGGAAAUUAUAUAAAAUCAAAUAAACCUCAUAUGUUAUUAAUAAUAUUUUUGAUUUCACAACCUUUAAGACCACUAUGCUAUUUUCCAGAAUUUGAAGCUAUUGAAUGGCUAAUAGGUUAAACAUGUUAUGCAUUUGGUGAGUUUUUAUUUCUUAGAUAUUUCUUAUAAAUUUUGUCUUACUUAUAAGGAUAAAAUAAUAAAACAAAUAAAGUCAGAAAUACUUUUGUUUCAAUUUUUGUAAUUGUACCCAUUAGUAUUGAUAGAUGGUGGAUUUCAUUUGAAAAUCAAAGCUUUGUAAUAAAAGAUCUAGAGAAUUAAGUUGAAAAUAUAAACAGCCUUUUGAAAAUAUGUUGGAUAUGCUAUCUUUUGUAUGCUAGUAUAUUUGUUUACGAGAUUAUGAUUAGUUUAUAAUCACAUUUAAUCAGUAUUCUUAUUAUAUAACUUAGGGUUGGAUAUAUUUUUAAUUGAUAUUCUUUUUUUUAUAAUAUAUUCUAUUUAGAAAAGUUCUUUUUACUUAUAUAUGGAAAAUUAUGACCAUCAUCUAUUUAAUCCAAUCAACAUGCUUUUGAUGACUUCUUAUAUUGCUAUUCUAAUUACUUCUAAUUUUUAAGAAUAAUUUUAAGAACUAAGUAAUGUGAAGAAUUAAAUUGAUUAAGAUGAUGAUAAUGGAGAAACUAUAGAAUCUACCAUUGCUGAAUAUUAUAUGGAAAAAUAAUCUGAUAAUUAAAUUUUGAUUUGA